This is a messenger RNA of Hirsutella rhossiliensis, 624 nucleotides long. RefSeq names its product pre-rRNA-processing protein TSR2 domain-containing protein. Gene Ontology annotation, cellular component: nucleus. Gene Ontology annotation, biological process: maturation of SSU-rRNA from tricistronic rRNA transcript (SSU-rRNA, 5.8S rRNA, LSU-rRNA). The transcript is spliced from 2 exons. Bases 1 to 624 code for a protein of 207 amino acids. The record is from RefSeq and is a predicted model, not a curated record. NCBI's taxonomy places the organism in Eukaryota, Fungi, Ascomycota, Sordariomycetes, Hypocreales, Ophiocordycipitaceae.
AUGGCCUCGUCCGCGCAACCGGCGCAGCUGACUCCAACGGCCACGCGCCAGUCCAACUUUGAGCAGGCCGUCGCCUAUGCCCUCCACCUCUGGCCGGCCUUGACUCUCGCGGUGCAGAACAACUGGGGCGGCCCCGAUUCCGCCGACAAGCGAGACUGGUUCGCCGGCGCCGUCGUCGACCUGUUCCCCGAGUUCACCGAUGCGCCCCCGAAGAACAAGGCUCCCGCCGAGCCGGAUAUGGAGGAUGUUGAGGCCGUCUUGCUCCAGGUCAUGAUCGACGAGUUCGAGGUCAAUGUUGACGACGACUCCGGGGCCGAAGUCGCCAGCCAAAUCGUCCGCAUCCGAUCUCAGUGCAGCAUCGGGCAGUCUGACGAGGUCGACGCUCUGAGGGAAAGAUUCGAGAAGCUCAAGGGCAACAAGGUCGAUCACAUGUUCAAACAGGCCCUAGACGCGGACCAAGACACCGAUUGGGAAACCGACGACUCGCAAGACGACGACGACGACGACGGAGGCGCCGAUGUCGCCAUGGACGAGGCACCUCCCUUAGUGUCGGCGCCAAAGGAGAAGCCAACCCCGCAGGUUGACGAAGAUGGCUUCGUCAUGGUCACCAAGAAGAAAAAGUAG